This is a messenger RNA of Endocarpon pusillum Z07020, 1755 nucleotides long. RefSeq lists its product as uncharacterized. Bases 1 to 1755 code for a protein of 584 amino acids. Lineage: Eukaryota; Fungi; Ascomycota; Eurotiomycetes; Verrucariales; Verrucariaceae. The record is from RefSeq and is a predicted model, not a curated record. The transcript has 2 exons.
AUGGCUGUCCAACCUACUAUUCAUGGUUACUCGACGACGAUCGACGUGUGCAGUGUGAUCGAAAGCGUGACAAAAGUCUACAUCAUUGAGCCAAUUUAUAUCAACACAUAUGUUCAACAUAACACCACAUUUGCCGUUAACGACUAUCUCACCAUCACAGUAGAGGAUGCGCCGACAAGUUUUGAUGGGGUUGUGAAAGGUACAACAACAACGCAGAUGACUUCGUCGUAUAUGGUGUAUGGCGCUUCUUCUUUGGAGUGGACAAAGCUGACAGGAUGCAGCAAUCCUGCUUCAUUUGAAGCUGUCGAUAGCUACUCGUUCGUGCUUUCUGUUUUUGUCCCCAAAGCAGACAACAUUCAACGACGGCAAUCCGGUAGCAACGGUUUCAUUACCAAUCAGGGUAGUUUCAACAAUAGCUGUGCCGAUGCGGUUGUAUAUACACUGGUCAACGGCCAACUUUUUGCAAACACCACAAGUGGUGCAACGCAGUUCGGCGCAGAUUCUGGCGUCCCAUAUUCAAAUUUUACACCAAGCGCAAGUCCUGGCAGCAUCACCACCACCUUUGCCGUUGACUCUCAAAACAACUUGAUUUGGAACAACGUUGCUUUUUACAACAACUACGUACAAUGGUGUGUUCGCUCCGAUAACAUGAUACUUGCAGUCUUCGUUUCCUCAGACCAGGCCCCUUCUGAUUGUCUAUUUGUUCAGCUGAGCAUGGUUCGUCUAUCGACAUGUGCACAGCCAAUAAGAGGUCCUACGGGUCCGACUGGCCCAACAGGUCCUCAAGGGGAAACCGGCAGCGUUGGACCAUCAGGGCCGUCCGGGCCCAGUGGCCUUAGCGGAGCAAGUGGACAGGUUGGAGCAACAGGAGCAACCGGCCCCUCAGGACCGGCAGGACCGGCAGGCCCUUCGGGUCCCUCGGGCCCUAGCGGUGCAAGUGGUUUCAGUGGCCAGGUCGGCGCUACUGGCCUUCCAGGCCCAGCUGGAGCUAGUGGGGCCAGCGGUCUUAGCGGUCAGAUUGGCGCAACCGGCCCAGUAGGACCGUCAGGGCCCUCAGGACCCAGUGGCCUUAGCGGAGCAAGUGGGCAGGUGGGAGCAACAGGAGCAACAGGCCCCGUAGGACCUUCAGGGCCGUCAGGACCAUCCGGGCCUACUGGCGUGAGCGGAUUGAGUGGACUCUCCGGUCAAGUUGGCGCAAUUGGGCCUACCGGCCUGACAGGUCCUUCCGGCCCAUCAGGGCCCGAGGGACCCAUCGGGCCCACUGGCGCCAGUGGCUUAUCAGGAGUAUCUGGAUUAAGUGGCCAGCCAGGCCCUACAGGCCCGCGUGGGCCAAGCGGUCCAUCAGGGCCCUCGGGGCCUUCGGGACAAACCGGACCGACGGGUGCUACAGGCAUAGCAUUUGCAUAUCUUGGAUGCUUUGCACAAUCGUGCAACGGGCCACCACCAUGUCAGCUCCUUGCAUCCUAUGCAUUGGACAGCUCCGUAACCGGCAACGCCGGCGGCUACCUAACGACCUACACAGGCAGCAGCAGCGCAAACAUCGACGCCCAAUGCUCCGCAGCCUGCAUCCUCCGCGCUGGCGCCAACUACUUCGGCACCGUCAACAGCGGCACAACGCAGGGGGAUUGCUAUUGCGGGAACGUGGUGAGUGCGGCGUCGGCGCUGUUGACAAAUUGCGUCAACUGUAAUGGACAGAGCAUUGGGCAGUGUGGGAGACCGGCUAACUCGAUCGCCAUCUAUGCGAGGAGCUUUUAG